Molecule: messenger RNA, 987 nt
Organism: Encephalitozoon romaleae SJ-2008
Lineage: Eukaryota; Fungi; Microsporidia; Unikaryonidae
Exons: 1
Coding region: 1-987 (328 amino acids)
Source: RefSeq, a predicted model, not a curated record
AUGAAUCCCGAGAAUGAAGUUACCAUUCAGGUGAAUGUUAUGGAGCCUAAAGAAAUUGAUCUUAGGAAGAAGGAAAAGCAAAAGAAGAGGAGACAAAGAACCGAUGAGUAUGAUUACAAUGAUCCGUUUAUAGAGCCCUUUGAAGGAGAGACACAGAUGGUCAUGAUAGAGAGUAGCCUUGAGGAUUUCUUUGUGUAUAAGGGCGAGUUACCAUAUAGUGCGAAGAAGGUACUAAGUGUACAUAAAGCAAGGGAGAGAGCCAAGCUUAUGAAGAGCUCAUCCAUAGAUGUUUCUGGCCAAAAGGCCGAAAAAAGAGGGAAGGAUCCAAAAAGAUUGAGGAUAUCGGUUGGUAAGGGAAGGCGUAGAAGAAUACCAAAAAGUGAUACUAAGAUCUGUGAUUGUCUUGCUAGCCUUAUAAAAUCUGAAGUUGGUAAUACAGGGGAGGUACCAAGGGAUGAAAGCGACUAUAUGGAGUAUUAUGUAUCUCUGAAGGUCCUUGAGGCAUUCCAAAAGGAAAGAGAAGUCGAUUGGCGCAUACAGAACUUAGAUGCCCUUAAGAAACCAUCAGAUGAAGAAAUAGCUAGGUAUCUGAAGAAGAGUGAAUCGGCCAUGAAUGAGCUAUUUAAUACAAUCGCUGGAGAAAUCCAGAACUACCAGCUCUACUCGGAAGAUCUUUCUCUGUUCAAAGGCUUCCAAAAAGAAAGCUUCCUCUUUAACACUUGUAAAUACUUUUUGCUCUUUAUUAAGAUAUCGUUUAUGGGACAAGAGGGUAUGACCUUCAACAAGGCAAGGAAAGAGGCAUAUAAUAAUGUCCUUGGGCUGUUUCCUAACACAUGUAAAAACUCAACACAGACUCAGUACUACCUUGCAAAGCGCAUUUCACAAACUUGCGAAAUGAAAGACUUCGCUGAAUGCAAUAAUAAGGAACAUAAAAAAGGAAAUGAAGAUCGCAAUGUAUCUUCAAAUCUAGAAAGUAUUGUUGAAUAA